Messenger RNA from Photinus pyralis (common eastern firefly), 1897 nucleotides. RefSeq lists its product as uncharacterized. The record is from RefSeq and is a predicted model, not a curated record. NCBI's taxonomy places the organism in Eukaryota, Metazoa, Arthropoda, Insecta, Coleoptera, Lampyridae. The coding region runs from base 557 to 1696 and encodes 379 amino acids. The transcript is spliced from 8 exons.
UAAACACACUGUGUGACUUUAAUGUGAUAAUUAUAUAAAUUUUAUAAUUACAUAUUCAUAUCAAGGUUUUUAUGUAAGGGCUAUAUCAUCUCUAUGACAUGGAUAUCAUUUUGAUGUACUAUUUACUAUCACAAAUGAUAUAAGCUUGUUUACCUUACUAACACAUCAAGAUUAUAUUUCACAUGUAAUGUAAUAUUUACAUAUUAAUUUUACUUGUUCCUUACGUAAAUAGAAGGUCCACAAAGACCACUAUAAAGUUAUGUAAAUAUGAUUUAAAUGUUGUGUAAUAUCUACAUUUAAUAUGUAACAGUUACCCCUACUGCAGCAAAUUUCAUUUUCUGAAUGUUGGUAUGGACUGCAUAAUUGUCUGUCAACUGUCAAGUCAAAUAGCGGUUUUAAAUCGUCGUGGCCCGCGUUUUUUCACGUGUUGUGGCGUCUUCAGCAUAAUUAUCCUUGCGUAAUUUGCUUGAAAGUGUUUUUUAAAGAUAAAUACUUGGAAGUGCGGUAAAAGUAGGUGCUAGUGUUAUAGGUAUCCAUCUCGUGCGUAUUUGAACAAAUGACUAGCGAAAAACCGUAUGCUGUUAUCUACUUUGAGUCGGAGAAGUUGUAUUCAGAAGUGCCCGUUUCCUGGCUCACCACUGACAGGCAGAAAUGUUGGUGGCCAAAAUCAGUAAACGCUAAACCUUACAUGACUCGGGGCGAUAAGCCCCAGGAAAAUUGGAUUCUCUAUAACGUACGAGUGGAAAAGUAUUGCUCUACUCUAAAAAGUGCUAGAUUGAAGGCAGAAGAUCCAGAUUAUGUAUCAUCAAGCAACGAAACCCAAGAAAAAGGACGUGGUUUAAGAAAAAAACUACCGAAACGCUACGUGCCACCCGCUGACAAAAGCAGCAGUGAUGAGGGAACUAUUACACCCCCCCCUUCUCCUACGGUUAAGGUAGUGAGUCUGGAGGAUGUUAUUGUUGUGGAAGUUCCUCCAGACGAGUUCCCAUCCAAUACAAAUAGCGACAAGGAGCAACCGUCAUCUAGUACGCAAGGGUCUCCACAUAGGAAUUUAGAUGCUGGCCAGGACGAUAUCCAAAUAUUUGCAGAUACAUACAGUGAGAUAGAUGAUUCAAAUGUUGUGUUGACACAGGAGAUGAUAGAUGAGACCUUGCUGCAUAAUUUAGAAAUCGAUCAACCAAGCAAGAAAUGUGAUUGCCAAAAAUCCAUAUUAAAGGAAGUUUACAUAAAAACUUCGAAAUUGGAAAAAAUGAUGGAAGAGAUUAUGAAAAUAUUCAGUUCUCUAAAAACAUCCAACAAUAUAAUCACGUGCAAUGAACAAAAACUUGACCUUCUUGCACAGUUACCAUUGAAACAUAAACAGGACAUCAUAGAUUUCGACCAUAAGAUCACAAAUGAACAAAAUAUGAAGGACACUUACGCAAACUUUUUAAGAGGAAUAGGGGGCAAAGAUGUGAAGGACUUCGUCAAUCGCUGCCUUACCUGCCUGUUUACUAAUGAGUUGGGAAAACUUUGUUCUUUGGUUGGCCAAAGAGGCAACUUGCGACUUGAUGAAUAUACAUUUAUAAAAAUUUUUCAAGAAAUAGUAGCGGUCACAAAAGGAUCUUCUCGUUACGAGGUUGAGAAGGCUAUCGGUGAAUGGUUCCGGUUAAGUAAUCAGAGGUUAAAUAGAGCCAACAAGAAGGAACGUAAAUAAAAACUUUCCAUUGAAUAUAUUGUUAAAUUAGAAAUUAGAAUUUCAUUUUGGUUUAGUGAUCAUCAUUGUUGAGGAGUUAAUAUUUUAGUUUAUUCAUUUUUGUGUAUGAGGAGUUAAUGUUAUUAUUUUUAAUUUGUUAAGUAUUGGACGUGCAAUUAUAUUUUAUUUGUAAUUACAAAUUAUUUUUAAGAAGUAUUUUUU